Molecule: messenger RNA, 318 nt
Organism: Caenorhabditis remanei
Lineage: Eukaryota; Metazoa; Nematoda; Chromadorea; Rhabditida; Rhabditidae
Exons: 3
Coding region: 1-318 (105 amino acids)
Source: RefSeq, a predicted model, not a curated record
AUGGCCAAACUGAAGAUUCCUAAUAACUCUAUAAAAUCUCAUCUUGACGCGCAAGUGACCCAAGCCCCAGCUGCACCAGCCACUUCGGUGACUCCAAUUCAGCAAUGCCUAGUCGCCGUCCCAGCACCAGCUCCAGCUGCUGCACCACCUCUAUAUUGGGGAUACGCCGUUGCUGCUGCACCAGCCGCCCCAGCUGCCACUCGAGUUCACGCUGUCCUAGCCGCCUCGGAGGCUCCAGUUGGGCAAGCCCUAGUCGCCGUACCAGCACCAACCCCAGCGGCUGCACCAGCUCCAAAUUGCGGAUCCGCCGCUCCGUAA